ACGGGGACGAUACACACACUGAGUGGGGGAGGACACACACACACACACACAGAGGAGCAACAGCAGCAGGAACAUGGCGGCGCCGCUCAGCGCUCGUGCUCUUCCCCCGAGUCCAAGGUCAGAGCCAGAGCUCGCGCGCAGGAUUUAAACGGAAACUAACGGCUGCAGCUCGAGCGUCUUAGAUAUUGAAGCUGACGAUGCUUAUAAACUCCCACCGGAAUGGCUUGAGUGUGUGUGUGGACUAAAACUGAGUUGCUGAUAUGUAUUAAAAUGAGUGGCAUAGGGGAAAACUCAUCCGACCCUGGUAGGGUCGAGUCUCAGAAACGCAAAGACUGCUCAUCAGAGCUCCUGGGGCCCAGCCCUAAGCGAAUCACAGAGAAACGAAACCGCGAGCAGGAGAAUAAAUACAUUGAGGAACUCGCCGAGCUGAUUUUCGCCAACAUCAACGACAUCGAUAACUUCAAUGUCAAGCCUGACAAAUGUGCAAUCCUGAAAGAAACUGUGAAACAGAUCCGUCAAAUAAAAGAGCAAGAGAAAGCGACUGUGUGCAGUGAGGACGAGGUGCAGAAGGCCGACGUCUCGUCCACAGGCCAAAGUGUUAUUGACAAAGAUGCCCUCGGACCAAUGAUGCUGGAGGCCUUGGAUGGCUUCUUCUUUGUAGUGAACAUGGAGGGGAACAUUGUGUUUGUGUCAGAAAAUGUGUCGCAGUACCUGCGCUACAACCAGGAGGAGCUUAUGAACACAAGUGUUUACAGCAUUUUACAUGUCGGAGACCACGCAGAGUUUAUUAAGAACCUGCUGCCUAAAUCACUCGUGAAUGGCGUGGCAUGGUCGAGCGAGGGCUCCAGGAGGAACAGUCACUCGUUUACAUGCCGCAUGCUGGUGAACCCGGAGGAGGCGCAGGAGCAGGAGGCACAGAAAUACGAAACCAUGCAGUGUUUCACUGUGUCGGAACCCAAAUCCAUUAAAGAGGAGGGAGAGGAUCUGCAGUCGUGUCUGAUCUGUGUAGCGAGGAGAGUACCUAUGAAGGAGCGACCGAUGCUCCCCACACACGAGAGCUUCACUACACGGCAAGAUCUCCAAGGAAAGAUCACGUCAUUAGACACCACUAUGUUACGAGCCUCUAUGAAGCCCGGAUGGGAAGACUUAGUAAGGAGAUGCAUCCAACGCUUUCACCUGCAGAACGAAGGAGAUAGUUCUUACGCCAAACGUCACCAGCAAGAAGUAUUAAGACAUGGCCAAGCGUUCAGCCCCACCUAUCGCUUCUCCCUUUCCGAUGGCACCAUCGUUUCGGCUUACACCAAAAGCAAACUCGUCCGCUCUCCAGCCACCAACGAGCCACAGCUUUACAUGUCGCUGCACGUCCUCCAGAGAGAGCCAACCGUAUGUGGCAUGCCACCUGACCUGGCCAAACCCAUGACCCCACUGACCACAAUGACUUCCCCGAAUCCAAUGAGCGGGAAUGCUCAGGGUCAGGAGGGCAUCAUUAGCAGCAACACACCAGCCUUCUCGUCCCCAGGAACUCAUAAAGAUUUCCGUUUUGGCUGCCCAGGCAACCCUCAGGGCACUGGAUACCCGCUAAAAAUGAGCAGCCCAUCACAUCGUCCCAGUCUUGGGGUAACCAGCGCCCCACGUUUACCCCCAUCCCAGUUUAACCCCACCAAUUCCCUCCAUUCGCCCGCAGGUAUGUGCCCGGGCAACAGUGGUACUCAAGUGUUCACUAGCAGUUCUCUGAAUGCCCUUCAAGCUCUUAGCGAGUGCCAAUCCAUAAGCCUGAGCCAGUCUCUGGGGUCACCUGAUUCCAAAAAAUUAGAAUCACCAGCCUCAGUUUCUCAAGCUUUGCCCAAGCUAGAGCCAUUUGGGGAAUCUGAGCAAAGCGACGGGCAUGAAAACGACAGCAGCGGGCAAAGGGACGAGAAAGGCAACCUGGGUCAGUUCAACAGCUCAGAUGAAAGUAAGAUCCACGAAAGCAAAGGGCACACAAAGCUCCUCCAGCUUCUCACCACUAAAAACGAAAACAUGGACUCGUCCUCCUCGCCAUCGCCUGCGCCAGAAAAAGAACUUAUGACCGGGCAUCAGCCUGGUACAUCAGGAACGAGCGCUACGUCCUUAAAGGAGAAGCACAAGAUCCUGCACCGGCUCUUGCAGAACAGCACGUCGCCGGUGGACUUGGCAAAGAUCACGGCCGAGGCGACGGGGAAAGACGCCAGCCACGACGGAACCAACGUUUCCGACAUCGGCAAACAGGAGGCGGCGAGUCCGAAAAAAAAGGACAACGCGCUGUUGCGGUACCUGUUGGACAAUGACGAGAACACGAUUAAGGACAAGGGGAUAAAGAUGGAGCCGGGAGAGAUUAAGGUGGAGGGGAAUAGCAUGGUCACUGUAAAGAAGGAGAAACCGGAUGGAGGAUAUGAACAGGCAGAGCAGUCCAGCGAGCUGGACGAUAUCCUGGACGACCUGCAGAACAGUCAGCCGAAUUUCUUCUCCGACGCUCGUCCCAUGUCUCUGCCAGCUGCCGUCGAUAAGCAGGCGAUCAUCAACGACAUUCUGCAGAUCACAGGAGAGAGCGGUGUACAGCCGCGAGCAGUACAGAAUUUCAGUGGCCCGAGGCCUCUAGGCCGGGUUCCUCCCAUGCGAAGCGUGUCUCUGGACAUGAACGCCUCGACUAAAGGGUCGCCGGGUCAGUAUCCCAUCAUGAGGAACACCACUCCAUAUUCACUCAUUCAGCAGCAACAGCAGCAGCAAGGCAUGAUGGGAAACCAGGGCAUCUUGACCAACCAGGCCAACAUGGCAGAUGUUUGGGCAUCUCAGGGCGUGAGCAGUUCCUCCCCUCAAGGGGCGCUGCAGGGACGCAUGGUGCAGAAUGCCAACAUGCCGAUCAGACCCAGCAGCCAACCAGGAGCCAGGCCAAUGCUGCCGAAUCAGAUGAUGCCCGGCGCCCAGUCUUUGGAAGUGGACAUGGGUCUGGCAGGCCCUACGUUUCCACAGCAGCAGGCUCCGCCCAAUCAGACCGCUCCGCCCAAUCAGACAGCUCCGUGGCCUGACAGUAUGAUGCCCAUUGAGCAGGUGGCAUUUGGAGAUCCUAACAGGUCCUUGUAUGGUGCACCACAGGAAGAUGUGCUGUGUGCAGCUGAAGGACCUGCUGAUGAAGGUGCUUUACUUAAUCAGCUCUACACUGCCCUCAAAGACUUUGAUGGUCUGGAGGAGAUUGAUCGAGCUCUGGGCAUUCCAGCACUCGUGGGACAGGCUCCAUCAUUAGAAGCUGAAAUGUUCCCAGGUCAGGAUCAAAGCCUGUUAAUGGACCAGAAGCCUAUUUACACUCAACAGCAGUACCCUGCGCCACUGUCCCAUAACACACCAGGAGGCUUCGCUCCUAUGCAGGACGCUGGUUACCAUGGCAUUGGCCUAGUUGGAGGGCAAAGGCCAGGAUUUCCCAUGAUCCGCAUGCAGCCCAGACCAGGUCUCCGGCCACCGGGGAGCGUCCCAAAUCAACCUAACGCGCUCAGGCUGCAGCUGCAGCACAGACUACAAGCACAGCAGAAUCGCCAGCCUAUGAUGAAUCAGAUGACUGGAGUGUCAAACAUGAACCUACCUCUAAGACCCAAUGUUCCGAAUCAGGGGACCAUUAACGCUCAGAUGCUUGCACAGCGUCAGAGGGAGCUGCUUAGUAAUCAUCUGCGUCAGAAGCAGCGCAGCAUGAGCAUGCGACCUCAGGGCCUCAACGUGCCACCAAAUAUGGCUGCCAGCACUAUGGGCGGCACCCAGAUCGCCCAUGCCAACCCUACACACUUCCCCUACACGCCCAACUAUGGAAUAACUCAGCAGCCUGACUCCGGGUUCGGUGGUGCAGCGACCCCUCAGAGCCCCCUCGUUUCCCCUAGAAUGGGUCACCCCCAAAGCCCCAUGAUGCAACAGGGUAAUGCCACAUUUCAGUCGUCUCCGGAGAUGAACGGCUGGACGCAGGGCAACAUAAAUGCCAACAGCAUGUACACUCAGCAGGCCAGCGGCAGUGUGUAUAACAGUAACGGCAUGAGCAUGAAUGUGCCCAUGACUCCCAACACCAACAGCAUGAGCAGCAUGGGCCAGAUGGGCACAGAGCAGCCGAAGUAUUGUUGACCACGAGUGGAUGAAGCGUGAUUUCCACCAGCACGGGCCAAGCAACCCUUCAGAGGUUCCCUACACGUCCCCAGAACCCUACAACUUUACUGCCCCCUGCUGGAGGGAGAUCACUCUCACUUUUACAUAUACACACACACACACACACACACACAGUGUGAUAUUUUGGACCUUGAAUGUCACCGAUUCAAAUUUAUGGAUCCCACACACACACACACACACACACACACACACACAUGAGGCAACGUCAAUUUGUUGUAUAUCUAUAAAACCGCAUUCACCGUAGUGUGACUUAGCGUGACUCUCCUAUAAACGGUGGCAUCAGGAUCCUGUGAAUGUAUACUUUCUCUCUAUCUCUCUAUCCCUCUUUCUCUCUCUCACUUUCUCUCUCUCAGUGAACCUAAUCCACACACUCUCUUACAGAAUAAGAAAUAUAAUUCUGUCCCAGUAGUCCCACACAGACACCACAGCUGUACUCAACAUUUAAGCCGGUUUCCCUUUGUUUCUUUCUUUUUUUCUUUCUUUCUUUUUUGCCUUCUUCAUCUUUCUUUUGUCUUCUUCUCUUGAGUGAGAAUGAUGUUAAAGAUUGAACCUCUGCACAGAUCUAGAUGGUUUGCGGGCAGCGAGACGAUUUAUGAAAUCGCAUAUUAUUUUGUCCGUUGUGUGUCGAAGGAACAGUUCAGCCAGGAAUGAAGUGUACACAGUUUCCCCUUUUUAACACCUGAACGUUGUCCAUCAGCCAAGAUGUGUUUUUGCGUUUGAGGUUCACAAAACGAAUGUAGCGGAGAGCAAAGACAAGUUUAUCUCAGUGGAAAAUAUAUCGCAUAAACACAGAUUUCUAAGGGUAUUUUUUAAAUAAACGAUUUUGUGUCAAAUUUCUAUCAAGCAGAUAACAUUAACCGAACAUGAAGUAUUCCACAGGUUUUAAGAGUGUUGUGCUGUAGAAUUUAUAUAAAAAAAAAGAAAAAAGAAAAUUUACUGCAAUCUAUAAUAGUUAUUUUGUCCAAAUGUUUUAUUCUGUUUAAAUAAAGUAUUCGCAAAGUGUUUGUGUUGCAGCAACACUGUAGGAAUGUUAAAGAAUGUUACAUUUAAAAAAUAAUAAAUGAAAAAAACUUGUUAAACUUGAUUGUUUUCUUUUGCAUUAAUAAAAAAAAUCGGAUAGUUUAAAGCAAAUAUUAUAUUUAGAGAACAGAUUUGAGGUGAUGAGUGAGAUGGACAGUGUGCAACUAAACAAGCAAAUGUAGGAGAUGAAACAUAUCUUGGCUGAUCUUGACUGGAUUUGAGGUAGUGGCGACUUUAUGUACAUUUAAUAUAUAUAUAUAUAUAUUUUUGCGAUACAGUUCCUUUCAAUUUAAUUCUAUUCUCAUGUAUAGUGUUUUUUUUUUUUCUUUUUAAUGUAGAUAUCUGUAAUGAGCUAGCGAUGAGAAGAAAUCCCGGAGUGAUGCAAUGAACCUCGCAUUUGCUUCUUCAGCCGUAUCGCUUAAUAUUUAUAAUUAAGAGUUUUUGGAUUUUGGUCCAGUAGUUUCAGAUAGAGCAAAUUAUAGAUUUUUUUCCCUUUUUUUGUGAUUAGCAAAUAGAUUGUACAUACCGAUAAUAAAAUAUAUAUAUAAAUAUAUAUAUAUAUUAUAUAUUUAUUUUGGAUUUUCAGCUCUUCCGUUUUCCCCUUCAGCCUGGUCUUAACUGCUUCUUGAAUGUUUUUAUGUGUGAUUUUUUUUCUUCUUCUUCUUUUUUUUUUUUUUUAUAAAAAGCUUAGGGCUGGGCGAUAUGGGCAAGACAUCAUAUCAUAACAUUUACACUUUUGCAAUGUAUGACAAAUUGUGGUUUGCUAAUAAAAUUCCUGUGAAAAAACAGUACUGCUUAAAAAGGAAAUAAUUAAAUAUAAAAGGUAUUAAAUUCUAAAUCUCGCCCCUAAACAAGAUUUAACCUAAAAUUUUUAUUAUUAUUAUUAUUUGACAACUCAAAUCCAGGAUCGAGAAAAGAAAAAAAAGACAUCCACUCACUGACAUGAGCAACAUUUCAGUCAGUGUCAUGAAAGCAUUACUGCUGAUCACGUUGUUGUAUCGCCUGGCCCUACUUAUGGUACUGAAGCAGAUGAAGCGGGUUGUUUUAGACAGUGUGUGUCUGCGUGUGUGUGUGUGUGUGUGUGUGUGUGUCUGUGUGAGCUCGCCGUGUGUACGGUGUACAGCUAAUUGCUUUGCUUCUCAGCCUUUUCAAAUUAAAAACCCGACACAGCCAUAAACUCAGCACUGACGUGUUGCUUUUGUCUGUCGUGUUCCAAAAAGACGAGCAAUAACUUGGUAAAUGUUGCUUUGUUCGAUUUUGUAAUUUUGUACAACAAAAAAAAGAACUUUGCGCUCCCAGUUUUUUGACCCAGUAUUAAGGAUGGAUGUUUUUUUAUUGUGGUUUAUACAGUAUAUUUGGGGGGAAAAUUCUACUAACACUUAAAUCUGUAUGUUCCUCAGUGAUAAGCCGGUGUUUGUGGGGCAGCGCUGGACUUCAGAGGGGGCUAUUCUGCAGAUCAUUGAGGGCCUUAUAUGGAAAUAUGAGUAGUUCUGAGUGGGUGUGUCUUAAAGCCAUGGAUGCAAAUAUGGGUAAUUUGUUUUUGGUCAUAUUUGGAAAUAGGAGCAGCUCUGGGCUGGUGUGAUUUAAAGCUGUUUGAUGGUAACUUCCAUAUAUGAAAGUCAGUUCAGAGGAAACGUCUUUGACAUUCAUAAAUGCAUGUGUAUUUAUAUAUAAUCUAAGUUAAUCUGACUGGAUUUCUCACUGGCUUUGCAGGUAAUAUUGUUACAUGUGUAGAACAGGGCUGCCAACUUUUCAAAAAAUCUUUGAUUCUGAAAAUGAAGGUAUCUGACAUCUCCACUGCACAUGCCCAGCAAUUUUGUCUAACACUAACUAUACACUUUAUCCUGCAUGGCUCAGGUUCUGCUUAUUUUAACAUUGCAUUGUUAAGAUAAAACAACAGAUGUAACUGACUGUUUAUUCCAGUUCCAAACUGACAUAUGAAAUAUUUACCCAAAAAAAUAAACAUAAUCAAGGGCCUUCUUUACUUACUAGCCAAAUCACCUACAUCAGCAGCCCCAUGUAGGG
Clarias gariepinus (North African catfish) is the source of this 7203-nucleotide messenger RNA. It is a transcript of the gene ncoa2, whose product is annotated as nuclear receptor coactivator 2. The record is from RefSeq and is a predicted model, not a curated record. Lineage: Eukaryota; Metazoa; Chordata; Actinopteri; Siluriformes; Clariidae. Gene Ontology annotation, biological process: cellular response to hormone stimulus; positive regulation of transcription by RNA polymerase II. The transcript has 22 exons. Gene Ontology annotation, cellular component: nucleus. Bases 271 to 4116 code for a protein of 1281 amino acids. Gene Ontology annotation, molecular function: nuclear receptor binding; protein dimerization activity.